AUGGCGGUGCUGGCUCUGCAGGGCCUGGUGGCAGCCACCAGCGAGGAUGGACAGUUCUGGGGAUGCUCAGCACCUCGCAGCGUCAGGCCCUCAGUGCCGUGGGGGAUUUGGGGUGCCGUGGGGACGUGCCGGGAUGCCCGGCCCAGGCUCUGGCGUGGCUCUGCAGUGCUUGGCAGCCUCCCCGGGAGCGUGGGUGACCAGCAGAGGGCCUGUCUCUGCCUCUCCCCAGCAGCUUUUAUUCUGCCCAGAGCUCUCCGGAGAGCCCAGAGCAGCGGCCAGAGCCGGACAGAGCGGGUGCUCCUCCAGACGCCUCCCUCGCUCCCCGCAGCCCCGGGGUUGCUGCGCUCGGGGCUGCUGCAUCUCCUGCGACCUCUUCCUCCAGCGGGUGCCUUGGGGACCAUGCCUUCGCCGCCCUCACUCGUCCUCCUGCUGCUGGCACUGCUGGGGACCGCGGCGAUGCGAGGCACAGCCGGGCAGCCUGGAGGUAGGACGCUGCCCCGCAUCGCCCCGGAGGUGCGGCUGCGCCGGGGCACGGUGGAGGACUCCAAAUCGGUGCAGCAAUACGUGCCGGGGGUGCGCGUGGAGUUCCCCCGGCCCAUCAACUCCGCCAGCCUGCACCCCACCAAGGCCCUGGUGCCCUCCAGCACGGACCCCGCGGAGCAGCAGCGAGGGGUCCCCACGGACGGGCAGGGGGUUGAACCCCGAGCAAACCUCACCACGGUGUCUGACAGGAGGCUGCAAAUCCAGAACCCGCUGUACCCAGUGACGGAGAACUCGUACAGCGCCUACGCCGUCAUGUUCCUGUCCCUCAUCGUCUUCGCCGUGGGCAUCAUCGGGAACCUCUCUGUGAUGUGCAUCGUGUGGCACAACUACUACAUGAAGAGCGCCUGGAACUCCAUCCUGGCCAGCCUGGCCUUCUGGGACUUCCUCAUCCUCUUCUUCUGCCUGCCCGUGGUCAUCUUCAAUGAGAUCACCAAGAAGAGGCUGCUGGGGGACAUCUCGUGCCGCAUCGUGCCCUUCAUGGAGGUGUCGUCGCUGGGAGUCACCACCUUCAGCCUCUGCGCCCUGGGCAUCGACCGGUUCCACGCAGCCACCAGCCCGCAGGCCAGCGCCCGGCCCAUCGAGCGGUGCCAGUCCAUCAUCGCCAAGCUGGCCGUCAUCUGGGUGGGCUCCAUGACGCUCUCGGUGCCGGAGAUCCUGCUCUGGCAGCUGGCGCAGGACACGUCGCCCGUGUCGGGCGCGGUGUCGGAGUACUGCACCAUGAGGCCUUCGGCCAAGCUGCCCGAGUCCGUCUACUCGCUGGUGCUCACCUACCAGAACGCGCGGAUGUGGUGGUACUUCGGCUGCUACUUCUGCCUGCCCGUCCUCUUCACCGUGAGCUGCCAGCUGGUGACCCGCCGGGUCGGCGGCGGCGAGAAGAAGGCCGAGAGCCGAGGGACGAAGCACGGGCAGUGCGAGAGGCACCUGAACUGCACCAUCAUCGGGCUGGCCGUCGUCUACGGGCUCUGCGCCACCCCCGAGAACGUCUGCAACAUCGUGGUGGCCUACAUGUCCCCUGACAUGUCCAAGCAGACCUUGGACCUGCUCGGCCUCAUCAACCAGUUCUUCCUCUUCUUCAAGUGCUCGGUGACGCCCGUCCUGCUCCUGUGCCUCUGCAGGCCCCUGGGCCAGGCCUUCAUGGACUGCUGCUGCUGCUGCUGCGAGGGUUGUGGCCCCGACGCCGCCUCCAGCGAGGGCAGUUCCGACAGCAAGCUCAAAACGGAGAUGUCCUCCUCCAUCUUCUUCGACAAGCCCCGGGAGUCCCCCCCGCCCCUCCUGGCCCUAGGCACGCCGUGCUAAGCGCCGCCCUGGGGGCUGUAGAGAU
Messenger RNA from Cygnus atratus (black swan), 1864 nucleotides. RefSeq names its product G protein-coupled receptor 37 like 1 (gene GPR37L1). Gene Ontology annotation, molecular function: G protein-coupled peptide receptor activity. Gene Ontology annotation, biological process: adenylate cyclase-inhibiting G protein-coupled receptor signaling pathway; positive regulation of MAPK cascade. Gene Ontology annotation, cellular component: plasma membrane; signaling receptor complex. The record is from RefSeq and is a predicted model, not a curated record. NCBI's taxonomy places the organism in Eukaryota, Metazoa, Chordata, Aves, Anseriformes, Anatidae.